GCAUUCACUUCACUAUUUUCUCCUAUCGUUCGCUACUAUGCUCGUCAAUAUUCAAGAUGUUGUCGAUAAGUCUUUUGACUACAUCAUUGUUGGCGGCGGUACUUCUGGACUCACUCUCGCUGCAAGACUGAGUGAAGACGCUGAGACAACCGUUCUGGUCUUGGAAGCAGGAGAGGCAAACCUCGAUGAUCCAGAGCUAUUAAGGCCGGCGAUGUUCGAUCAACACUUCACAAACCCAUCAUAUUCUUGGAGCCAUCGGACUGUGAAACAAAAGUACACCAAAGACGCACAGCAGGAUUGGAUUCGCGGAAAGGGCCUGGGUGGCUCAUCUGCCAUCAAUUUCAUGUGCUGGACGAACUCUCCAGCUGAAGAGAUCAAUGAUCUCGAAAGGCUUGGUAACCCAGGAUGGAAUUGGUCCAUGUUCGAAAGGUUGCAACAAAAAGUAGAGCGGUUCGUGACACCCUCAAAGGAAGUACAGGCCAAGUUGAAGAUAGAUUUCGACUCUUGGACACUGGGACGAGAUGGCGCCGUUAACCUUACAUAUCCGCCUAAUAUCGAGGAGGGUGAACUGAAGUUGCAACAGACGCUUAUUAACGCAGGUAUUCCCGUUGCUGCUAAUCCUUAUGGUGGCGACCCGAAAGGCGCCUUCUUCGCUGCAAAUUGCCACGAUCCUCAAACGUACACGCGCUCAUAUGCUACUACAGCGUAUUAUAUCCCAAAUAAAUAUCGCCUCAACCUAUCUGUCCUAGUCUCUGCUCACGCUAACCGUAUUCUUACUACUCGGGCGGAUGAUGAUUCCGUCACAGGUGGCCAAUCCACGUACACAGCCAAUGCUACGAAGGAAAUCAUUCUAUGUGCGGGCGCUUUGAAAACACCCCAACUUCUUGAAUUGUCAGGUUUUGGCGCAAAAGAUAUUCUUGACAAGCUCUGUAUCCCCGUAGCGAAGGAACUUCCCGGUGUCGGAAAUAAUGUACAAGAGCAUGUUAAUAUUGGGCCGAGCUUUGAGGUUCGAGACAACAUUGAAUGGGAUACCUUCGAUCUUUUACGUGAUCCCUGCUUGGCGGCUAAGCAGCUGGAGUUAUAUGCCGCUGGUUCCGGCUUAUACACCAAGGGCCCGUUGGGGUUCUGUUUUGCCUCUCUCUCGAUGAUAUAUCCUGAUACCGACGCCUUCCUGGAUGCGGCGGAGAGGUCUAUGCAGGAGAAGAUAGCAACGUGUUCCCCUGGCUUGAGAGAUCAAUAUAAGAUUCUGUUCAACCGAAUCCGCAACGGAUCACCGGGGUUCGAGUUCAUUAGCCUUCCAAAACUGAUGUCUCUCCCGAAUCCGCCUAAACCUGGCAAACGAUAUGUCACAGUGAUGACGCUAGCCAAUUAUCUCUUUUCAAGGGGCACCAUCCAUGCUAACACCAAUGAUCCAUCGGAAGACCCUGAGUUCGACCCUCAUUACUUUGAGGAACCUAUUGAUCUCGAUGUCCUCGUUGAGAUGGUAAAGUUUGCUAGGAGGCUCGCGGAGGUGCCGCCAUUCAGAGAUAUGAUCGUUGGAGAACUGAAUCCUGGCCCAGAAGUGAAGAGCGAUUCCGAGCUGCGAGAAUGGAUUAUGAAAUACUUUAGCACUACUUGGCAUACUGCCGGAUCCUGUUCCAUGUUGCCUGAAGACAAGGGCGGCGUCGUUGAUCCCAACUUGAAGGUUUAUGGAACAAGCAACAUUCGAGUAGCCGAUCUAUCCAUACUUCCACUACACAUUGCAGCACACCCUCAAUCUACUGUAUACAUUAUUGCCGAACGAGCUGCCGAGCUCAUACGCGAAAGUUCAACAAGGCAAUCGACUGGAAGAAGCUAAUAAGAGUUCGCAGUCACUCUUGUGAAGACUACGGAACCCGCUACUUCACAUGUUGGGUAUCCUCAUGUAAACAGAGUUUGGGAGACUACGAGUGAGAGAUAGUACUCGUAGUGUUAAGUGCAUUUUGUGAACAAGAUCAUCGAACUGC
Messenger RNA from Somion occarium, 1985 nucleotides. The record is from the annotation of a GenBank genome assembly. Lineage: Eukaryota; Fungi; Basidiomycota; Agaricomycetes; Polyporales; Cerrenaceae.